AUGGCUCUACUUCCUUCUUUAACUACUAAUGGAAUUAAAUUAUACCCUUUAAUUGGUUAAGUAUUCAUAAUUUUAGGACUAUUUGAUAAUACUGGCUUUAUGCAUUCUUUUGAAACAAUCAUUUGUCCAAUAGGUUAAUAUCUGAACUAAUAAAGACAAAAUGAUAACGAUCUUUGCUCUCCUUAUCAAACAAUAUGUGAUAUACCCAAUCCCAAAAAUAUUUGCUAUUGCGACGAUUAUUAUUAUUAAAAAUCUACGUAAUAUAUUGAAUUAAAAAUGUAUAAAGUGUGA
This is a messenger RNA of Tetrahymena thermophila SB210, 291 nucleotides long. RefSeq lists its product as hypothetical. The transcript has 4 exons. Lineage: Eukaryota; Ciliophora; Oligohymenophorea; Hymenostomatida; Tetrahymenidae. The record is from RefSeq and is a predicted model, not a curated record.